AUGUCGUCGAGUGACACAACCGCCGCUCUCGACACCGCCAUCCCAUUGCUCGCCUGGUACGCCUUCAACGGCGCCUUCAACGUGGAGAACAAGCGGGUCCUCAACGAGCUCAGCUACCCGUGGAUCAUCUCCUGGGUUCAGCUCGCGGCCGGCAUCGGCAUCGCGGUGCCCGCGUGGCUGCUCGGUCUGCGGCGGCCGCCCGUGAUGACCGCGGCGGUGCUGCUGCGCUUCCUGCCGAUCGCGGUGCUGCACGCCGCCGGGCACGCGCUGCAGGUGGCCGGCAUCGGCGCGGGCUCCGUCUACUUUGGCACGAUCAUCAAGGCGACCGAGCCGCUGAUCGGCACGCUAAUCGCCUACGCCGUGGACGGCAAGGCGGCGCCGUGGUACGUCAACCUGACGUUCGUGCCCAUCGUGGGCGGCAUUGCGUAUGCGGCGGCAAAGCCGGGCGCGGCCGCUGACUUGUCCGACCUCGCCUCCUUCGCAGCCGUCGCGGCUCUCUCUUCGACGGUCUUCUUUGCGCUGGCGAAGCUGCUCGUCAAGCGCCUCAUGACGGCCGACAUGAAGAGGCGCCAUGGCCUCGACGCAGCCAACACGUACUCCGUGCUCACGUGUUGCUCCGCCGCGCUGCUGCUCGCGCCGUCGCUACUGCUGUGCGGGCUGUACUACUUUGCGUACAACGAGUGCGGCUUCCGCGUCCUGGACAAGCUGAGCCCCGUCUCGCAGGCGGCGGUAGCCAACGCCGCGAAGCGGCUCGUCAUCCUCUUCUUCGCCGUCGUCUUCCUCGGCGAGGAGGCGCGAGAGUCGCCGAGAUUCGCGGAGAGUAGUGGAGCGAGCGGCCGCAAGCUCGUCGGCGCGGGUGUGGCGAUCGCCGGAGUGACGAGCUACAGCUUCGCGAGGCUACGGGCCGACGCUCACGCAAGGGCAAAGGCCAAGAAGGCCUCCUGAUCACGCAGAGGUGCUGCAGCCUUGUGUCGGUAGCAGUAGAAGCUAGCGCAUCCCCAGCCUCCAGGCCGGACAGCGCUUGCCUCGGUUCAUGUUUAUUGUCCAUCGCCCAUGAGCCAUGUCGGUUGUCGCAUCUUAUCGCGCAUCCCGAAGCCCGUUCGUGAUGAAGCCUACAGACCUCUCAAUGGAUCCUGACGCGGAA
Molecule: messenger RNA, 1144 nt
Organism: Emiliania huxleyi CCMP1516
Lineage: Eukaryota; Haptophyta; Isochrysidales; Noelaerhabdaceae
Exons: 5
Coding region: 1-945 (314 amino acids)
Cellular component (GO): Golgi apparatus
Molecular function (GO): antiporter activity
Source: RefSeq, a predicted model, not a curated record